Messenger RNA from Aspergillus neoniger CBS 115656, 1730 nucleotides. Its product is annotated as 3-deoxy-7-phosphoheptulonate synthase. Lineage: Eukaryota; Fungi; Ascomycota; Eurotiomycetes; Eurotiales; Aspergillaceae. Gene Ontology annotation, biological process: aromatic amino acid biosynthetic process. Gene Ontology annotation, cellular component: cytoplasm. The transcript has 3 exons. The coding region runs from base 272 to 1387 and encodes 371 amino acids. The record is from RefSeq and is a predicted model, not a curated record. Gene Ontology annotation, molecular function: 3-deoxy-7-phosphoheptulonate synthase activity.
CUGUCUCUUCAUGCCAUUUCCAUCUUCUCUCAUUUGCUCCAUUUCCCUGCUCUUUUUUUUCUUUUCUCGCUUGUGCCUUGCUCGCCUUCUCUUUGACCCCCGACUUCGCUUCGGUUGUCUUCUCCCCAUUGACUCAUCUCCAUUGCACACUUCCUGGCCCUUCUAGACCCCUUAUAAAGGCUGUAUUGUUGUCCUUUUCCAUCACUCUUCCUCUUUCUUCCUUUCCCCUCAUACAGAAUAAUCCCUUCCACACAGCCAAUUCCCCCCCACCAUGCCUUUGAUCAGCACCACAGAAGUCAAUGAGGACACUCGCGUCCUGGGAUAUGAUCCCCUCCUUCCCCCUCAGUACCUCCAGAAUGAGAUCCCUGGUAAAAAGGAAUCCCUCGAGGCCGUCCGCUCUGGCCGUAACCAGGCCAUGAAGAUUAUCGAGAAGAAGGAUGACCGUCUGCUGGUUGUUGUCGGCCCCUGCUCGAUUCACGACCCUGCCACGGCCCUCGAAUAUGCCGGCCGUCUGAAGGAGCUCUCCGAGAAGCUUUCCUCCGACCUUUGUGUCAUCAUGCGUGCCUACCUUGAGAAGCCCCGCACCACGGUGGGGUGGAAGGGUCUGAUCAACGACCCCGACAUUGAUGAGUCCUACAACAUCAACAAGGGUCUCCGUGUCUCACGUCAGCUCUACUCUGAUCUUACCAGCAUGGGCAUGCCCAUUGCCAGUGAGAUGCUGGAUACCAUCUCCCCUCAGUACCUGGCCGAUCUGAUCUCUCUCGGUGCUAUUGGCGCCCGCACCACCGAGUCGCAAUUGCACCGUGAGCUCGCCUCCGGUCUCAGUUUCCCCAUUGGCUUCAAGAACGGUACCGACGGCAACCUCACCGUUGCCAUUGAUGCCAUUGGUGCCGCUGCUCACCCCCACCGCUUCCUGGGUGUCACCAAGCAGGGUCUGGCUGCUAUCACCAAGACCGCUGGUAACGAGCACGGCUUCGUCAUCCUCCGUGGAGGCAACAAGGGCACCAACUACGACCGUGAGAGCAUCAAGGCCGCCCGCGAGGCUCUGGCGGGCAAGAAGCAGUCCGAGGUCGUCAUGGUCGACUGCUCCCACGGCAACUCCAACAAGAACCACCGCAACCAGCCUCUGGUCGCCAAGGAGGUCUCUGACCAGCUCCGUGAGGGCCAGGAUGCCAUCAUCGGUGUUAUGAUUGAGUCCAACAUCAACGAGGGUAACCAGAAGGUUCCCCCCGAGGGUCCCUCCGGCUUGCGCAAGGGUGUCAGCAUCACUGACGCCUGCAUUGACUGGGAGACCACCGUCCAGGUCCUGGAGGACCUCGCUGAUGGUGUUCGUGCCAGACGCGCCGCCAAAGCCGCUCAGGCCAAGACCACUAAUGGCACCCACUGAGCGAUUGAGGAUGGAUGAUCUGCGUUUACGAAACCCCCAGCGAGUGUGAUUCCCUUUUCCUUUUGUUCCGAAUAAUCCGAUCUAGAUACCAUAGCCAGGGUGCUUUAUUUUACCUCAUUUUGGUUUCAUUAUCUGACUUUGCGGGCACGAGUUCCUGAGUUAUGGGUGUGUUGGACAGACAGCCUCUGCCUGUUGCGGGCAGCGUUUUCGGUCUUUGUUCCAGUAAAAGUCUUGACUGCUUCUUUUUACACUUUUUGUAAUUUCUCUUUGCCUGUCCCUGUUCACUUAGGUUCUGUCCACGGUAGACAGUGAUGAAUCAAUAAUAGAACGAUGAGUAUGACAA